CACCUGUUGCGCGCGAUGGCUGUGCCGACGUUCGCCUCUGCUGGCCGGGCCCGGUUCGCCAUCAAGAGCUACAGCGUAGAGCAUGGAUACCCGUCGAGGCGUCGUUCGCUGCUGGACGAUGCCAAGUUCGAGACGCAGAAGCGCCGAGAGGCUCAGAAGUUACGGUCCCAGGAUGAAGAGGCCCUGCUGGAGGACAUCCUUUCCGUAGGAGGAGUGGCGGAGGAUGCGACAAUAAGCGUCGUGUUUGGCCUCAAGAAGGGCGUCCAGGACUUGGCAACCAUCCUCAAGGAGGUCGAGGCUUGCGGCGGACGCGUGUCGCACCUGGAGACCCGCACGGGCCGCACGGCCGAGGCACCACUCGAGGCAUUCGCAUCGCUCCGUGGCAUGGUGCGGGAUGACCUUCUGCGGCUGGCAAAGACCCUGGCUCUCGGCGGCCUCGGAGACAUGCGCGUAGUCAAGGACGUGGGCUCCGCGCUCGCAGGAGACAUCUGGUUCCCGCUGCACAUCACCGACCUGGACUUCUGCACACACGUGCUGACCAAGUUUGAACCGGACCUAGACAGUGAUCAUCCGGGCUUCUCUGACCCGGCGUACCGGCAGCGCCGCAAGGAGAUCGCCCAGAUUGCCUUCGACUACAAGCAGGGACAGCCCAUACCGAAGGUCGAGUACACGCCGGACGAAGUACGCACCUGGGGCGUCGUGUACCGGGGUAUGCGCGAGCUGGUGCCGACGCACACCUGCCAGGAGUUCGCCGACGCCCUGGAGAGGCUGGAGAAGGAGCUGGGCUACGGCCCGGACGCCAUCCCGCAGCUGGACGACGUGUCGAACUUCCUCAAACGUCGUAGUGGUUUCACCUUGCGACCGGCCUCGGGUCUGCUGACGGCGCGCGACUUCCUGGCAUCGCUGGCAUUCCGCGUGUUCCAGUGCACGCAAUACAUGCGCCACGGGUCCGCGCCCCACCACUCGCCCGAGCCGGACUGCGUCCACGAGCUGAUAGGUCACGUGCCCAUGUUCGCCGACCCAGGAUUCGCCCAGUUCUCGCAGGACAUCGGUCUCGCCUCGCUCGGCAUCGCCGACGAGGACAUCGAGAAACUGGCCACGCUCUACUGGUUCACGGUGGAGUUCGGGCUUUGCAAGCAGGCGGGUGAGAUACGGGCCUACGGCGCUGGCUUGCUCUCCUCUGUCGGGGAACUGAAGCACGCGUUGUCGGGCAAGCCGGCCAUUCUUCCUUUCGUGCCGGAGAGGACGGCGGUUCAGAAGUACCAGGACCUCGAGUACCAGGACACCUACUUCCUGGCAGAGAGCUUCCUCGACGCCAGAGAGAAACUGCGGCAGUACGUGGCCAGCGCCAACUUCCGGCCUUUCGAGGUGAGCUACGAUCCUCACCGGCAGUGCGUGCUGGUGCUCGACACACCCAAGAAGCUGCUCGGCGUGGUUGACACGCUGCGCGCCGAGAUACAGGCCCUCACGAGCGCCCUCGGCAAGAUGAAGUAGUGGGCGACGUGCAGCAAGCCGGUCCUGCGAUAUAUUCGUGUUUCAGCUCCGCCCGUGGUGUUUCACUCUAGAUUCCGGGGUAUGCGCCACUUGUGGGGCCGAUCACAGUUGUGGUGUCAACUCUGCUUCCGGGAUGUAUUCUGCCUUCUGGAGCUCUGCUUCUUUCCUGCCCUUCGUUUUACUCUUGGUCCCGCAACGUUUUUCGCCAAGUAUUCUACCUCUCCGGAUUCUAGUCUGACGUCAUGGAUGCCGUUCGCUCUGUCGCUCUAGUACGAGGGAAAGUGGAGCAAGGUGAUGAGGACUUGGGGUUUCCAAAAGCAGGCGCAGAAAAGAAUACAGGAGAAACGAGAAGGACAACAGCCUACAAUUCGACACUUCGAGAGAGAGAGAGAGCAAGAAGAGGAAAGGAAAGGAGGUUAACCAGAGUUGACUGACGAUCUGGGGAGCUCACGCUCUACCGAGAAAGAAGCAGUCAAGCCUAUUUAAUUCCACGCUGCGCUAAAACCGCUCAGCCACACUCGCGUCAGUCACUCACGAGUCUAAUCGCCAAGACUGCUCGCAUGUAUACGAAUGCUUUUAGAGCGACAGCCCGAGAGUGCGAGACAUGUGUGCUCUGUUGUGAUUGCUGAAGGGUUUUGUUCAAAAGUAAAACAGGGGGGGACAUUGCGAGGGCGUCUGGCAAAUACGCUCGUGUGGUUCAAUCAGCGUGCGAAUGAUGAUUAAUGCGCGGAUCUCAAAAGACAUGGCUUCGUACGUCGCGGAGUGAUAACUCGCUUCAGGGUUAUAUGCCAUCAAAAAAUGUUUGUACAGUUAUAGCUCAAUUAAACAUAUCGGUUUACUUGUUUCUAUUAUCAAAAGAAAAGUGUUAAUAUCAGAACAAAAAUUUAAACAUAUAUCGUAGUGCUUGUGAUAUUAAAAUAGUAACCAAACUUAGCAGCACAAUUGCGCUAUGAAUUGCUUACUGAUUAAAUUGAAAAUAUUGUCAAACUUUACUGCUGCUCAACGUUAUGUACUUAGUUCGUACAAAAGAACGACUUUAUUCGAAGAGAGAACACAAUUUAACGUAUACUGUAUAAUCCACAAAUACAUUGUGAGCCGAGUUCAUGGCCAAAUAAAGUAGGAUGGAUGUAGUGCACAUCAUUGCCACGUUGAACCAACAGUGGCGGAGCAAUGUUCCCGCGACAGUUCGUGUUUUUUUUUUUUUUUUUUUUUUUUUUUUGUAACCGUGCUCCAACACCACGAGAUAUCCAUGUGACGCGCCUACUUCGCGAUUUGUUGUUUUUCACCCUCUGAGCCAGAUUGUGCGUGGUGGGAAGUGGCGAAAUUACUGUACUUCUCGUGAACUGUUUAUGUGUCGUGCUAAAUAAACCUCUUCCGUGUAUAAUAAACGUUCACUG
Dermacentor silvarum is the source of this 2891-nucleotide messenger RNA. It is a transcript of the gene ple, whose product is annotated as tyrosine 3-monooxygenase. Gene Ontology annotation, biological process: aromatic amino acid metabolic process. The record is from RefSeq and is a predicted model, not a curated record. Lineage: Eukaryota; Metazoa; Arthropoda; Arachnida; Ixodida; Ixodidae. Gene Ontology annotation, cellular component: axon; cytoplasm; perikaryon. Bases 16 to 1494 code for a protein of 492 amino acids. The transcript is spliced from 13 exons. Gene Ontology annotation, molecular function: tyrosine 3-monooxygenase activity; iron ion binding.